GAAUCUGGAUGCAACGACGCGUUCCCUUGCGCGCCCUUGCUCCCAUUCUUCCGACCACAAAGGGACUUCUUCGUGUCAACUUCACCGCCAUCGCCCGCAUCAAAUUUGGAAACAAACAAGACCUUUCCUUUCAAUUUCCAUUCACACAGCGUCGCGCAGCCCCCAAUUCGCUCCAUUUGCACUCCUCCCUCUUCGUCCUGCGCUGCGCUGCGACAGCGCAACCGCCUUUGUCAUGGCCGAUUACAACUCCAUGAAGGUUCCCGAGCUGAAGAAGCUGCUCGGUGAACGGAGCCUUCCUCAUACCGGCAACAAGGCCGACCUCAUCGCCCGCCUCACAGAGAACGACAAGCAGAAGGCUGCUGAUAGCACGGCGCCCCAGGCUGAACCCGAGCAGCCUGCUGCCGAAGACGAGAUUGACUACGAGGAUGACGACCUCCCAUCAACCAAGAAGGACGCCGUAGCAGAGAAGCCCGCUGCCGCACCUGCCGCCGCAGAGACCAAGCCUGCCACCGCCACGGAAGCGCCCGCUACCACGACAGACACCGCCACCACCACCACCACCGCCACCACCGAAGAAGCCAAGACAACCGAAGCCGCGGCGCCGGCCGCGGAGGCGGCCAAGCCUGCCUUCACGCAGAACCUGCCGCCGACGAACGCGCAGUCCGAGGCCGAGAAGCGCGCCGCGCGCGCCGCCCGCUUCGGCAUCACCGCCGCCGCCGACGCCACUGCCGACGGCGCUGGUGAGGGUGACGGCGAGGCCCAGUCCGAGGAGGCGAAGCUGGCCGCGCGCGUCGCCCGCUUCGGCGUGGCUAACGACCGCGUCUCGGCCCUCGACAGCGCGCUGCCCGACCGUCCGCGCAAGCGCGGCCGUGGGGGUGCUGCUGCCGGUGCGGAGGGGGCGGAGGGUGAGAGCGCUGCUGCUGCUUCUGGUGAGAAGGAGGAAGGCGGGCGUGGUAGCAAGCGCGCGAACCGUGGUGGUGCGGGUGCGGGCGGGAGGAAUCAGCAGCAGCAGCAGAGGCGUGGUGGGAGGGGCCAUGGUGGGAGGAGGCAAGGUGGUGGUGGCGGUGGUGGUGGUGGUGGUGGAAGGGGUGGGAAUGCACAGAAGGGCGGGGAGAAGGGUGCUGCGCGGACGGUGGACCCCGCUGAGAAGGCUAAGCUGGAGGCUAGGGCGAAGAGGUUCGCUGCUGCUGCUUGAGGCUGGGUGGCUACCUACC
This is a messenger RNA of Chaetomium fimeti, 1214 nucleotides long. RefSeq lists its product as uncharacterized. NCBI's taxonomy places the organism in Eukaryota, Fungi, Ascomycota, Sordariomycetes, Sordariales, Chaetomiaceae. The coding region runs from base 233 to 1195 and encodes 320 amino acids. Gene Ontology annotation, cellular component: nucleus. The transcript has 2 exons. The record is from RefSeq and is a predicted model, not a curated record. Gene Ontology annotation, biological process: poly(A)+ mRNA export from nucleus.